Messenger RNA from Hibiscus syriacus, 1525 nucleotides. RefSeq names its product rho GTPase-activating protein 3-like. The record is from RefSeq and is a predicted model, not a curated record. Bases 58 to 1482 code for a protein of 474 amino acids. Gene Ontology annotation, molecular function: GTPase activator activity. NCBI's taxonomy places the organism in Eukaryota, Viridiplantae, Streptophyta, Magnoliopsida, Malvales, Malvaceae. Gene Ontology annotation, biological process: signal transduction. The transcript is spliced from 5 exons.
GCUUUAUAAGUAAAUUAAUAAAGAAAAGGAAAGAAAGGGAGAGUGAGACACGGAACGAUGCCUGGGUUAGUUCGAUCCAAAUCCUGUGGAGUACUCGGAUUCACUGAGUUAAACCAUUCUCCUCCGACUCCGAGUCCAUUCUUCUACCAAAUCAGAACAAACGACCAUGAAUCCAGUGACCACGAGGAGGAAAUUUUUGCCCAAGAAAAUGGCUGUGACGGAAACCCCAUCGCUACGACGCCGUUGAUAAGUCCGAAGUUGAGAUUCGGUGGUAGUCAGGGACGAAAAAGUAAUUCAACCUGUAAAGGCAAUAAUCAGUUCCCGCUUAUGGAUAUUUUGGCAGAGUUGUUGAGGAAGUCAUUGGUCACUUGCAGAGUGGACACCGACGACAUCUCUUCCAUGGAUAUUAGCUGGCCAACUGAAGUCAGGCACGUCUCUCACGUGACUUUUGACCGCUUUAAUGGCUUCCUCCGCUUGCCGACUGAUCUUCAGCCUGAAGUUCCCACAAGGGUUCCCAGUGCAAGCGUCUUCGGAGUCUCGGCCAAGUCGAUGCAAUGCUCUAAUGAUGGCAGAGGGAAUAAUGUGCCCACGAUUCUUCUUAUGAUGCAGGGUCGUUUGUAUGCCGAAGGAGGCCUUAAGGCGGAAGGAAUAUUUCGGAUUAAUGCAGAGAAUGGUCAAGAAGAGUAUGUCCGGAACGAGUUAAACAAUGGCGUCUUACCGCGCGGAAUUGAUGUGCAUUGUUUGGCAGGUUUGAUAAAGGCAUGGCUUAGAGAACUUCCUAGUGGAGUACUAGAUUCCCUUACCCCGGAGCAGGUGAUGCUCUGCAACACCGAAGACGACUGUGUCCAACUUGUUAAGUUGCUUCCUUCAACAGAAGCUGCUCUAUUUGACUGGGCUAUCGAGUUGAUGGCAGAUGUCGUGCAACAUGAACAAUACAACAAGAUGAAUGCACGCAACAUCGCAAUGAUUUUCGCACCAAAUAUGAGUCAGGUGGCUGAUCCUUUGACGGCAUUGAUUCACGUGGCGAAAGUGAUGAACUUCCUCAAAACACUGAUCCUAAAGUCGAUUCGUGAAAGGGAGGAGUCGGCUGCCAAGGCCGACGUCCAUUCUGCAACCAUAAACAGAGGUGUCUACCAUGGGCAAGCUCUUGAUUCAUGUGCAUCUAAAGAACCCGCCACUACUAAAAUCAUGAGGGUUGCCAUGCUUGGUAGACUUGAACACGGCGUGGAAGAGAAACCAUUGAGCUUUCGGAAUGGUGAGGGAGAAGAUGAAUUUGAGUCCAGUUCAGAUAACAUCAUCCGAAAUGAAUGCAAAGCGGCGAGUGUUGAAAGUGAAUGUAGAGGCGGUUAUGACAAUGGGGACCGGCUAAGUCUAAGAAAUGGAGUAAGGCGGCUAUGCAGGCACCCGAUAUUCCAAUUGAGUAAGCAGAUGAAGAAGACACGGAAUCUAGGGAUUGUAAAUACUAGAGGAGGUGAAAGGUGAAAUGUCUAUACGUUGGUUGUUGAUCAUUGAGGUGGAUGUUGUU